Molecule: messenger RNA, 1155 nt
Organism: Saccharomyces kudriavzevii IFO 1802
Lineage: Eukaryota; Fungi; Ascomycota; Saccharomycetes; Saccharomycetales; Saccharomycetaceae
Gene: ARC40
Product: Arc40p
Exons: 1
Coding region: 1-1155 (384 amino acids)
Biological process (GO): Arp2/3 complex-mediated actin nucleation
Cellular component (GO): Arp2/3 protein complex; actin cytoskeleton
Molecular function (GO): actin filament binding
Source: RefSeq, a predicted model, not a curated record
AUGUCAUUUUCCAGCUCCAAGGACAAGUCUGUUCUUGCUGUCUACAAAUUGGUCAAAGCGCCAAUCUAUUCUCAUUGCUUUUCCCAAGAUAAAUCCGUUUUGGCAAUUACAUGCGAAACAGAUUGUUUUGUCUACAAAGUCUCAGGCAAUACGCCUCCUGCUUUAUUUGCCACUUUGAAAGACCAUGACAAAACCAUCACCGCGGUGGACAUUUCUAUACAUGGACGUAUUGUGACCUGUUCUCAAGACCGUAAUGCUUACGUUUGGGAGCCAUUGAGUGACGGGUCCUACAAGCCCACUUUGGUGCUUUUACGUAUCAACAGAGCCGCUACUUCAGUCACAUGGGCACUAAGCGGGUAUAAGUUUGCUGUGGGAUCCAGUGCUAGAAUCAUUGCCGUUUGCUAUUAUGAGCACGAGAAUAAUUGGUGGGUAUCCAAGCACAUCAAGAAACCCAUCAAAUCUACCAUUAAUUGUCUAUCAUGGCAUGCCAAUGGAGUUCUAUUGGCUGCUGGUGGUACCGAUGGGUUCAUGCGUGUCUUCAGUGGGUUUAUUAAGGGCUUAGAUUCCAAGGAAUCUGUGAUCGGAUCACCUUGGGGCCAGAAAUUUCCUUUUGGUUGCUUAAUCAAGGAGUGGUACCAGGGUUCUUACAUUCAUGAUGUAGAGUGGAGAAGUCAAAUGGAAAGAAUUGCUUAUGUAGCUCACGAUGGUACUUUGAAUGUUGUCGAUUACCAAUCUUCAGUACAAUCGGUCAAUGCUCCGGAAGGGUUACCGUAUAGGUCUUUAGUAUGGAUCAACGAUCAUGAGAUUAUUUGUGGGGGUUACUCUUGCCAUCCGGUAUUGUUUAGCGAAGCCUCUGAAGGCUGGAAGUUCGCCAAGAAUCUAGACAAAGCCGACGGUGGCAAAUCAUCUGCCUUGACAGGGUCAGGCAACACUAACACAUUGGGUGGUGAUGAUGAAGAAAAUUCAACUUUUGGUAUAUCUGCAUUGAGAAAGUUCAAAGAAUUGGAUUUAAAAGGUAAAGUUAGCACCGAUGUUCAAGAAAGCGCGCACGAAAAUGCCAUUAUGGAAUUAAGACCUUUUGCAGAAGCCAAUGACCAGGUCACGCAAGUUUCUUCUUGUGGGCUAGACGGUAAGAUCGUCAUCUACACAAUUUAG